This is a messenger RNA of Triticum dicoccoides, 2088 nucleotides long. RefSeq lists its product as uncharacterized. Lineage: Eukaryota; Viridiplantae; Streptophyta; Magnoliopsida; Poales; Poaceae. The record is from RefSeq and is a predicted model, not a curated record. Bases 1 to 2088 code for a protein of 695 amino acids. The transcript has 6 exons. Gene Ontology annotation, molecular function: nucleic acid binding.
AUGGAUUGGCUGGCUAAGAAUCAAGCGAACAUAGACUGUCAGAGAAAGCGAGUGAUAAUUCAGGUGCCUGGUCAGCGUAAAAUCAUUUAUCAAGCGAAGCAUAAAACUUUUGACUGCUCAUUUAGCAUGAAUUUAGAAGUGAAAGAAAAGGAUAUCAAAGAAAUACCAGUCGUACGAAAUUUUCCUGAUGUUUUUCCAAGUGAAUUACCUGGAUUACCACCGGACCGAGAAAUGGAAUUUAGUAUAGACUUGACUUCGGGUACUGCUCCUAUCUCAAAGAGUCCGUACAGAAUGUCACCUGCUGAACUAAAGGAGUUGAAGAGGCAGAUUAAGGAGCUAAUAAAGGAUGGAGAUAUUCCAAAAACAGUGUUCCGCACAAGAUAUGGACAUUAUGAGUAUGUUGUUAUGCCAUUCGGAUUAACAAAUGCUCCUGCGGCCUUCAUGGAUUUGAUGAACCGAGUGUUCAGACCAUUUUUGGAUCAGUUUGUAGUUGUAUUUAUUGAUGAUAUUUUGAUUUAUUCAAAGACAGAAGAAGAGCAUGCUCAACACCUAGAAAUAGUUUUUCAGACAUUAAGGAAGCAUAAAUUAUAUGCAAAACUGAAGAAAUGUGAUUUCUGGUUAAAUAAGGUGACUUUUCUAGGACACAUUAUUUCAGGGGAAGGAAUAUCACCAGAUCCAACAAAAAUUCAGGCAAUAGUAGAUUGGAAGAGGCCAACCACCGUUACAGAAAUAAGAAGUUUCUUGGGAUUAGCAGGUUAUUACAGAAGAUUUAUUGAAGGCUUUGCACAGCUAGCAGCACCUUUGACACAUCUCACGCGCAAAGGGACAAAGUUUAUUUGGGAUGAAAAAUGUGAAGAAAACUUCCAAGAAUUAAAGCGACGAUUGGUGACGGCCCCUGUUUUAGCAGUGCCAAUCAGUGGAAUUGGAUUUACUAUAUUCUGUGAUGCUUUAAAAAUAGGCUUGGGUUGUGUGCUUAUGCAAAACAAUAAGGUAAUUGCUUAUGCUUCUCGACAGCUAAAGACACAUGAGAAAAAUUAUCCGACUCAUGAUUUGGAAUUGGGUGCUGUCAUCUUUGCAUUAAAAAUAUGGAGGCAUUAUUUGUAUGGAGAACGCUGUGAAAUUUAUACAGAUCAUAAGAGCCUGAAAUACAUAUUCACCCAGAAGGAAUUAAACAUGCGACAACGAAGGUGGUUAGAGUUACUUAAGGAUUAUGAUAUCAACAUAAAUUACCAUCCAGGCAGUGGGAAAAAGUUAAAUUUUAGUACGGCAUAUCAUCCUCAAUCCGAUGGACAGUCAGAACGAGUUAUACAAAUAUUGGAGGAUAUGCUGCGAGCAAGUGUGUUAGACUUCAAGGAAAAAUGGGAUGAAUCACUUCCUCUGAACGGUUCCUGGAACUAUGAGCUGUUGAAUGAAUAUUUUGUCGAUGCAGAUGUACAAGAGAUCGCGAAGAUCAGAGCAUCUCCGAGGCUGGAGGAAGAUGUGAUCGCAUGGGGACCAGGUAAACAUGGUGUGUUCACUGUUAAAUCGGCCUACACUCUGGCCUUUGAGGAAGCACACCUGGCGACGGAUAGGAAACACAAAAUCGGGUUCGAGGUUGGGAGCAGGUGUCCAGUUUGUGGGAGGGAGGAAGAAGAUAACUUUCACCCCUUCGUCAACUGCCAGUUUGGUCGAGACUUGUAUCUCGCUAUGGCUAAGGUAUGGAUGAUCCCGGAGAUAGAAUCUAUAGAGCAUAAUGGGAAGGAGUGGCUGCUUCAUGUUCUAGAGCCGUUGAAUGAUGUGGGGCGAAUGAUGGUUUUGAUGAUAUUUUGGAGGAGUUGGUUUGUCCGGAAUGAAGUGGUGCACUGCAAGCCUGCACCAUCUAUGGAGGCCUCUAUUCGUUUCUUGCGAAGCUACGUUGAUUCCCUGAUUGGAAUUAAGCUUUACCCACGAGCAGAUCCAGCAAAAGGCAAAUCUCCAAUUGUAUAUGAAAAACUGGUGCCAGCCGAAGGAGUCAUUAGUGCACCAGAGGAGAAAAGAUGGAGGCCUUUGGAGCUGGGGUGGAUUAAGCUAAAUACUGAUGGGUCCUUCAGUAUGGCUGAGAUGCCUUAG